AUGAAAGACAUCGAAGAAUUACGCGCGAAGGUGAAAGCAAACGGUGCACGAGAGAAAGAAGAAGUGAGUAAGGUGAAGAAUAGGGUGCAUGAAGAGCUCCAAAAAGAAAUCUUGGACUCGCUAAGGUGCGGUUCCCUUUACAUUAGAAGGAUUGACCGACAAGUCUCAUCAUACUUCAGGUCACAAAUCACAAGCGAGAUUAAGAGCGUAAUCGAGAAGGAGACUAAAAACCAGGUCGACCGCCAGAUCAGCGACCAUAUUUCCAUUCCUCUAGCCAAGCAAAAAGAAGAAACUGAGGGAAGAUUAUCCGAGGUCAAAGUGUCGUUGGUCAAUUCGAGAGCGCGUAUAGCCAAUGCGGCGAUUACAUUAGAACAUAUGAAUGACAAACUUGAUGUGCUGCUGAAGAAAGAUGGGGAGCGGAGUAAAAUCUAUCCUGCUGAUAUAACUUCGUUGCUUGCCUAUGAUGCGAAAAUGGUUCGCGAUUUGCUCUGCGAUUAUGGACUGGAGAGCGAUGCAGAUCUCAAUGUUAAUUUAAAUCGGUUCAUUCACUAUAUCGGCGAGUGUUCUUCAUGUCGUGAGCAAGUGUUUUCUUAUUAUUCGUCUUCAGGUAUCCCGCAAGACUCGCGUAUUGCAAUAGCAUGA
Molecule: messenger RNA, 642 nt
Organism: Desarmillaria tabescens
Lineage: Eukaryota; Fungi; Basidiomycota; Agaricomycetes; Agaricales; Physalacriaceae
Exons: 3
Coding region: 1-642 (213 amino acids)
Source: RefSeq, a predicted model, not a curated record